CCGCUUCUCUACAUGUUUUACCAAACCAUAAACUGUCAUAAUUCGGUUGUACCAUCAUUCGGAUCAUACCACUAAACUAGGUUGACAAGCCAAGAUUCAAAUGCAGAGCAUCUAACUUGCUUCAAUCCGGUCGGGUCAAGUUGGGUUCGAUGAUUUCGAUUCAAAUAUUGACCUGACCCAUCAGGUUUCGGAUCAAAUUCUGGGUCAUUUCAUGUUUAUGAGUGUUAUGAGAAACAAUAUCAAACAUGCUUCACAAAUUUUUAAAGAAUACAAAUUUUUGCACAUAUAUAUAUAUAUAUAUAUAUAUAUAUAUAUGACAAGUAGUUUCUAUAGCACAUGUAAAUAACAAAUGCUCGCAUACUUCUGUGCAAAUAAAAAGAAAUACAAAUUGUACAAAUGGGUAAUAAACAAUUAUGAAAGUAAUACUAUUACAAGAAAAAAAUUAUGUUUGAUUAUCCUUGCACUUCAAACUUGUCUUUCAAAUGCUUGUGAAUUUCUUAAACAUCUCAUUAAAUUAUAAGUGAUUUUAUCAUUUUGAGAAUGACAUAUGAACUGAGAUGGGGUCUAGAGGAUCGACCACUAUAACCCAUCCAACCCGACCCUAGACCUACAAGUCAAUCGCAUUCAACUCAUUUUUUAUUUGUAUGGACGGAUUCGGUUCGGACCAAUGAAUCGGAUCGUGAUUUGACACGUGUUCGGAAGUGGACACAAAAGUGUUUAAACUUUAAAGGCUUCCGAUGAAUCCUUUUGGUCAAUGACAUCAGGCCCGCCACCGCCAGUCAAUUUUGGCCCAAUAGAAAAAUCCAUCCAUGCAAAUCACCUAGUCCAUCACCAAAACAAAAUGGGCCAUGGGCCCGCACCAUCCUCCCCUCGACAGACAGAGAACACAACCGAAGUCUCGUUUCUUGGAAUUCGUUUCAGUCAAUUGUCAAUAUCGCAGCUCGCAAGCACGAAGAAAGCGAAGGGGUUUCAUCAUCUCCCCACCCUUGGCGAUUUCAGCCUUUUGGGUCUUGCAGAGAAACCCUCUCCUUGUUAAAGAAGGUAAUUAUCAAUCUAUGUACAUACUCGUUGAAAGCUAGUUGCAGAGUUUAGAAGCGAGCUAUGUCGAUCGGUAGUUGUAGGUAGAGUUAUGUUUGAUUAAUUGUAUGAACAGUUGGUUAUGGUUUGAUUGUUUGGAGCUUUUUUGUGUGUGUGGUGUUAGUAUAUAUAGGCAUUAGGCACUGAAGGGAUGAAGCGGGUGUGCGAACCGGGUGCCGAUAGAAUUACCAACCUUCCUGUUGAUGUCAUACACCGGAUUCUGGUGUUGCUAACCACCAAAGAUGCUGCCAAAAUGGCAACAUUGUCUACAAAGUGGAGGGGCCAUUGGAGAACUAUUCCUCAACUUCAGUUUGCAUUCUAUGAGAACGUUCUAAAAAAGGUUCGAUCUAUUGCAUUCUAUGAGAACGUUCUAAAAAAACAUCGAUCUAGAUCGAAUGAGAUAGCAACCAAGUUGAUUUCAAACAUUCACAAAGUGCUGCUAGUUCAUGAUGGUCCAAUAGCAAAGUUCCAGCUCUCCAUUGAUGGGUUGAUGUCCUGUGAUGGGAUUGAUCAAAUCAUUUAUUAUCUUUCUAACAGAGGUCUCCAAGAACUCUCCCUAGGCUUUUCUGAUUGUUGCAUUCUUCCCUGUUCUAUUCUCUUCACUUGAACAGCCUGAGUCUUUCGUAUUGUGAAUUUAGACAACCAUCGUGGGCUGUGGGUUUUAGUAAGCUUACCCGUCUUUGUUUGGUACAAGUAACCCUACCCUCUGAUUUCUUUGAGAGCUUCCUCAUCAAGUGCCCGAUGGUUCAAAAUUUGUCGCUCACUAGUUGUGAAGGUCCAAGUAAUCAUGAAAUUGUUGUUCCGUGUCUCAAAAAAUUCUUCUUCUUUGGGGGCUCACAGAAACUCCACUUCAAGUGUACUCCACUUCUGGAGGUAGUUAGUAUUCUUAGUGUGCACGAAAAAGUAGAUAAGCCUGCAGAUAUGGUGGCUUUAUUUGCUACUCUCCCAGCACUCAAACGGGUUGCUAUUGACUUCAAAAUCUUGGAAGUAAGUUUGAUCGUUUCUCCUUUUACCAAUUCUUGCAAAAAGAUGGGUUUCUAGGUACUCAUUUGGGGUGUUUCUCUUAAUUAGUGCCUUGCUGCAGGCGUUGAUAAUCUCUCCACCGGGCUUCCUACUCCACUUCACCAGUUAAAAUUCCUCCACAUCUGUUACCUUGACUUGGGCUGCAGCUUGAAGAAGGCGCGUGAUUUUGUUUGUCUAAUCAUGAGUUCCCCCAAUUUGCUUGAGCUCACAAUUGAGGUUGGUUUGUUUUGUUAAAGUCUACAGAAAGGUUUUCUUAUGCAGAAUGCAAUAGUGAUUAGAUAUAAGUGUUUCUGGGAUUGACAGUCUUGUUAUAGCUUUAUCUGUGAGACUGUGACCCACCCUCGUAAUCAGCUUCCCUAGAAAAUAUCACUUUCGCCAUUGUAACAGUGGUUGAGAGAUGUAAUGGAUGUCUGUUGUAGCCUAGUAUAGAUCUUCCAGAUUCUAUGUUUCUCUUCUCUUGUGUAAUUCACUUCCUAUUUGGUUUCUGCUGAGAAGAUCUGUUAGAGAACACCAGUUUGGAAGAUCGUGUGUGGGACUGAUUGUCUUUUUCUUGAAAAUCUGUUUCCUUCUCCGUCUCAAUGGAAUGAGACCUUAACCCACUUCUAUAACACUACCCUCAUACGAGAGUUUCAUCGAGGCCAGUAGAGCAGUAGUAAUGUAAGAAUUUAAAGACGAUGAUUGGCCUGAAUCUGGUUUGUUGCGUGAAACUGGUUUGCCGUAAAAAUCAAAUGGAGCGUAACAAAUGUGCCUCUAGAAGAACUCUCGUUAAAUCCAUCUUCGGAGUUAACCCAUUAUGUUAAACACGUAUAUCAAUUUAGCUCGAAAUUGAUUCACCUCAUCAACUCAGCUUUUGCAAAUUGAUGAGCAAAGCCUAUAAAAGUGAAUACGAAAUUUGGAGCUUAAAGUCAUAAUCCUCUUCUCAUUAUGAUCCAAAUCCUAGGCAGAUUAUUUGGUGCACUUGUAUAGGACCAGUUUGCAAACUCUCAGUUGUUCUAGGACUAGUCAUAAACUAUAUAGGACCGGGCAAUGACUCACGGAUUAGAACGAACCGUAACAAAAGAAACGCAAUCGG
Linum trigynum is the source of this 3172-nucleotide messenger RNA. Lineage: Eukaryota; Viridiplantae; Streptophyta; Magnoliopsida; Malpighiales; Linaceae. The record is from the annotation of a GenBank genome assembly.